This is a messenger RNA of Dreissena polymorpha, 1921 nucleotides long. RefSeq lists its product as uncharacterized. NCBI's taxonomy places the organism in Eukaryota, Metazoa, Mollusca, Bivalvia, Myida, Dreissenidae. The coding region runs from base 8 to 895 and encodes 295 amino acids. The record is from RefSeq and is a predicted model, not a curated record. The transcript is spliced from 9 exons.
GUUCACUAUGUGUUCAGACAAACCAACGCAAAGUUUAGAACUUCCGUUGUGCAAUGCUAUCAACAGGAAGGAUUUAGGUGCAAAGCAUUUUGUUGGAAACUUGAGUGGUCGUUUCCAGCUAGAAGUCUUUUAUUCUGCUGCCAUUAAAGAAUUUAACAUAUUAGGUUUUAGAGAUCGAAUAAACAUCGCGCUGACUACUAACACUACGGUAACAAUAAUUUGUGAGGCUUUCGGUAACCCAUCGCCGAUGGUGGAGCUUGUGACACCUUCAAACUCAUUCACCAAUAAAUCAUUUUUGCAAUUGGACAUUAUGAUAAUCUUCAGUCGCACAAAUGUAGCCCAACUCACUUGUAUAGCUUCAAAUGGAUUCGGUAACGACUCAAAGUCAAUUUAUGUAGAAGAAGAAAGAGAAGGGCAUUCUGGAUCCACAACAAUCACUGUCGUUAUCUGUCUUGGAAGUAUUGUCCUUGGUCUACUUUCUAUGGUUUGUAUAUACAGAGGACGCUACAAAUUGUUAAAGAUACUGCACAGAAAAGUUGCAGAACCGGCUUUUGAAAUGACUUUGGAUGCAGAGGUCCAUCUGACAAGCUUUCCUGGGCAUAAUAAUGUUAACAAUCUCGAGGAAGAGGCAUCACAUAACGAAAAAAGCCAAGGAAGCAUACCGUCGAAUAAUCGUGUUCUCAAAACUCGUGGAUUUAGUAAUGAGACAUAUGCUGAAUAUACCCCUAGAUGCGAUCAACAAUACUCUACAGACGACUAUGGCACCGAUGCUCACAUCUCGUCUAGUCCGAGAACCUUGAGUUUUGGUAACGCUUCACAAGACGCCUGUCGUUCAGAGACAUCCACAGCACAAGCAGAAUGUAUUUACAGCAUUGCCAAGGAAAUUAAACAAUGAAGCUACCCACGUUAAGGAUUAUGAUAAUUUAGUAUAAAAGUGUCUCCUUUUGCUGUUGUAUGAUAUAUUACGACAAAAUGGCUGUGUUUAUAUGACAGAUUAUACCUUUCAUAUAUUGGUUUGUGUAUGACGCUGCUAUGAUAUACGUAGACAUCAUUUCCUGUUUGCUUAAUAUAAAUGUUAUAUGCCGUCUUAGAUUAUAAUGUAUUUUCUUAUAGAUUUAAAAGUUUUUUAAAUGGAGAAAUUAAUGAAAUAUAAGCACAUGUGGACCUAACUGGAAGGCGUUAAAGUAUCAAAUGGAUAAAUACCUAUUUCAAAUAUGUAGUAUUAUAAAAUUAAUUAAUUGUCUUUUCAUUCAUAGGUUUUUUUGAACAUAUGAAGAGCUGGUAUCAUACGUAUCAUAGCUCAUAUGUAUCUUAAAUCAAUGCAUGUGAUGAAAAACAAGUUAAACUAUUAUUCUCAACUAGUGUUUGUUGCAUAUAAUCAUGUACAUUGCAUAUAUGCGAAUUAUGGAACCGUGUGAUUUGACUGAAAUAGUGUGCAUCAUGUGAUAUAUUGUCUCUUAAAAAUGGAAUACCUUGUUUUAAGUUUCUCCUUAAAACUGAUAUCGAACAUUUAGCAAUACAAGUGAGCAAUUUGUAACAGUUGAAUACUAAAGAGCCUUUAUACUUUAGUGCAAUAAUGAUAUCAGUUCUAAACAUUCAUCACAUGAUUUCAUAUAGGUACAAAUAUUGUAUUCAGUUAACAAACGGAUCUUCAAAUCAAAAAUGCAUUCAGUUACUAUCGUAUGAAAUCAAAUAACAUUUAAAUUCAACAUAACCAUUUUUUAUCAUUUAAAAUUUAGUUUUUUAUACCAUGAUUCAUGUAAGGAAGGAGUCCUACAUUUAUGCAUGAUUGUUAGUUGUUUACUUACUGUCCUGUUUCGUAUGUGCUUUUGUACGUGUUCAUGUCGAGGGCUGUGUCUGUUUGUAUGAUUUAUUUCAUUUAAGUCGAUUGUUUCUGUGAGUUGUGUACAAUAAUAAAUAC